UUGACAGAAAAAUGUGUGUACUGCAGUUGAAUCAGUAGGAAGGAGUGUGCAUUUUUUUUUUUUCAUUUUUAGAAUGUGGAAACAGCAUCGACAAUAUAAUUAAAACACUAUCCACAUGCGAAAGUUAUAUUGAUAACUUGAGACCAGAAAAUAUAACUAGCGUUUUGAGAGAACGUGCCAGUAAUCUGUCGAAGAAGAAAAUGGGAGAUUCGGGCACACAAACGCGUUCAGGUGGAUAUGAGCGGUUGACAGCUGAGGAGAUGGAUGAACAACGCGUCCAGAAUGUUGCCUAUCAAUACCUUUGCCGUUUGGAAGAGGCUAAAAGGUGGAUGGAAGCUUGUCUCCACGAGGAGCUGCCUGCCCCGACUGAACUUGAGGAGGGGCUGAGGAACGGGGUGCUGCUGGCCAAGCUAGGCCACUGUUUUGCCCCCAAGAUAAUCCCCCUCAAAAAAAUCUAUGACCUGGACCAGGAACGCUUCAAGGGUAUGGGAUUGCAGUUCCGCCACACGGACAACAUCAACCAUUGGCGCAGUGCGAUGGCGGAGAUCGGACUACCAACGAUGUUCCACCCAGAGACCACUGACAUCUAUGAUAAGAAGAACAUGCCCAGAACUGUGUACUGCAUCCAUGCUCUCAGCCUCUACCUUUUCCGACUAGGUUUGGCCCCUCAGAUCCAUGACCUCUGUGGCAAGGUCAAAUUUACAGAGGAGGAGAUUAACAACAUGAAACGGGAGCUGGACAAAUAUGGCAUCCAGAUGCCAGCCUUUAGCAAGAUUGGGGGGAUCUUAGCCAAUGAGAUAACAGUGGAUGAGGCUGCUGUCCAUGCUGCAGUUAUAGCUAUCAAUGAGGCGGUGGAGAGUGGGCAUGUGGAGGUCACUGCCCAGGCCCUGCGGAAUCCCAGUGCCAUGCUCACCAACCUGGAAGCGCACCUGAUGCCAGUCUACCAGGAGAUGCUGCGCCAAGCACGGGCACAGAAGGCGGCUCUCGCCUACACCAAGUGUAAAGGUUCAGAAGAGAAGGAUAUCUAUGAGGAAUACCUGACCCAAAGUGAGAUUCAAGAGAAUAUUGACAAAGUGAAUGUGCGUGCGGCCAUAGAGCAGGUGGACGAGGCCCUGGAUUGUGGGGACUCUCUGGCCCUCCUGGCAGCCCUCCAGGUCCCCUGUCUGGCCCUGAGGGGCCUCCAGAGAGACUACGGGCCCUGGUACCUGGAGCAACUGGCCACUGACCGUGAACAGAAGGCCCUGGACCUGGGCUGUGUGGACCCUCUUGAGCGAGAUGAACUGCAGGAGGGGGUGUGUGUGGCUAACGAGGAGGCCCAGCGCAACCAGACAAUGCAGAAAGCUGUAAGGUCCAUCAAUGAGGCUCUGCGUCUUGGGGAGCCCAGGCAGACUGUCCGUGCACUCAUGGACCCUGAUGCCCACCUCCCAGACGUCUACCCCUUUGCCUCAGCGCUCUACCAGAGUGAACUGGCCCCACUUCAGCGACAAAGUCCUCAGGGGGACCUGCAGCAGGAGGAGCUGUAUGUAGCAGUGGAGAUGCUCUCGGCGGUGGCUCUCAUCAACCAGGCGGUGGAGGCCAAAGAUGUGGGAGCCUUUUGUGCCACGCUGAUCAGCCCUGCAGCCGGUCUGGCCGAUAUUGACGACAGCCUAGUUCAGAGGUACUUUGAGGAGCUGGGUGAUCAGAGGAGGAAGGCUGGGAGAGCUCUGCUGACGUGGAACGAUCUCCAGAGAGGACUAAACUCUGUAAAUGCAGCAGCACAGGAAGAGCAUGACCAGAUCCUCACCAUCGGGCUGAUUAACCAGGCCCUGUGCCGAGGCGACCCUCAGAAGACUCUGGCUGCACUGCUCUUGCCUUCUAGUGGCCUUGAGGAGGUGACAACACUCAAUGCCCGCCGCUACCAUGAUGUACUGACCAGAGCCCGGAGGCAGAAGGCUGAGGUGAACCGUGACCCAGGAGCAGAGUUGUGGUUGGCUGACAUUCAGGAAGGAGUGAGAAGAGCCAAUCAGGACACUCAAAGAGCCCUGAAGAUGUCCCUGGGCUUGGCGGCCGUGAACCAGGCGGUGAAGGAGGGCAAGGCGUCCCAGACUCUGCGAGUCCUGCGUCUGCCAGAGGUGGCGCUGCGGAGCGUGGUGGCAGAAUGUGCUGGAGUGUACCAGGCUGAACUCACCGCCCUACUCGGAGCCAAAUCUGUGGGAGGAGACAACCGGAGCCCAUGGCUGAAGACCAAGACUGAGGACAGCCCCUACUACUUCCACCUGCACAAGCUGGAGGGCACCUGGGAGAGACCGCAGGGCUUUGUCCAGUGCACAGUGUUCCUGGCCCACGAAGAAAUACAGGCGGUGCUGAGCAGUGUAACUGCUGCCCACGGCCGGGAGGUGCAUUGGAAGGCCAGUGAGGGCCUGGUGGUGCAGCUGCAGGCCAGGGCCCAGGGAUUCCUCCUCAGACAGAGGCUGGGUUCCCGUCUGCACUUCCUCAACACCCAGCUACCUGCCAUCAUCACCAUCCAGUCCCACUGGAGGAGGUUCGUACAGCAGAGAGCCUACAGAAAGAGGCUACAGUAUCUCUACCAGAACUGGAGGGCUGUAGUCAGGGUCCAGGCCAGUGUGAAGAUGUGGAUUGCUCGGAGGAAAUACCUUUCUCGUCGGCGCUUCUUCAGACGUCAAGUGGGCGCCAUUAUAAAGAUCCAGGCAUUCUUCCGAGCCAACAAGGCCCGUGAGGAAUACAGAAUGCUAGUCCACUCCACUACCCCUCCUCUGUCAGUAGUGAGGAAGUUUGCGCACCUGCUGGAGAUGGGUGACAACGACAUCCGCCAGGAGGGGGAGCUGCUGCGUAUGAGGGAGGAGGUGGUGAGGACCAUUCGCUCCAACCGCCAGCUGGAGACUGACCUGGACCUAAUGGACCUCAAGAUAGGACUGCUGGUCCGCAACCGUGUCACGCUGCAGGAGGUGGUUUCCCACUGCAAGAAGCUGACCAAGAAGAACAAGGAGCAGCUGUCGGACAUGAUGGCUCUGGACAAGAGCAAGGGCCUCAAGGCCCUGAGCAAAGAUAAGAGGGAGAAACUGGAGGCUUACCAGCACCUCUUCUAUCUGCUACAGACUCAGCCUCUGUACCUGGCCCAGCUGAUCUUCCUGAUGCCCCAGAAUAAAACGACUCUCUUCAUGGAGACGGUCAUCUUCACCCUGUUCAACUACGGCUCCGACUGCAGGGAGGCCUACCUGCUGCUGCAGCUCUUCACCACCGCGCUGCGCCAUGAGAUCAAGUGGAAGGUGGACCAGCCCCAGGAGGUGGUGACUGGGAACCCCACAGUCAUUAAGAUGUUGGUGAGUUUCUACCGCCAUGCCCGCGGUCAGACAGCGUUGAAGGAGAUCCUGGGGCCGGCUAUUAGAGAGGUGCUGCAGGACCGCACCCUCAGCAUCCGCACGGACCCCUGCGAGAUCUACAAGAGCUGGGUCAACCAGACCGAGACCCAGACCGGCCACAAGAGCUCCCUGCCCUAUGAAGUGAGUGCAGAGCAGGCCCUGGCCCACCCAGAAGUGCAGCGUCGCCUGGACAUCUCUAUCGUAAACCUCAAGAACCUCACAGACCGCCUGCUCAACGCAAUCACCAGCAACCUGCAUAAAUUACCAUAUGGGAUGCGCUACACAGCCAAGGUCCUGAGAGAUUCUCUACAUGAGAAGUUUCCUCAGGCCAGCGAGGACGAGCUUUACAAGAUUGUGGGGAACCUGGUGUACUACCGCUACAUGAACCCAGCCGUGGUGGCGCCGGAUGGUUUUGACGUGGUAGAGUUCUCGGCCGGCUCCUCCCUGCUCCCCGAGCAGCGCCGCAUCCUGGGUUCCAUCGCACGCAUCCUGCAGCAUGCUGCCGCACACAAACACUUCCACGGUGACAGCCCUCACCUGCGUGCCCUCAACGACUACAUUACCCUGACGCACUCCAAGUUCCGUAAGUUCCUGCAUGCUGCGUGUGACGUGCCGGAGCCCGAGGAGCGUUUUAACAUUGAUGAGUACUCUGAGAUGGUCAUCCUCAACAAGCCUGUCAUCUAUAUUUCCAUCAGUGAGCUCCUCAACACCCACAAGCUUCUGCUGGAGCACCAGGACUCCCUGUGUCCCGACCAGUCUGACCCGUUGCUGAAUCUGCUGAGAGACCUGGGGAAGGUGCCCACUAUCCACGCUCUGGUUGGUGAGGGGGCUGUGAGCACUGCGGAGCCCCAGACCGAACAGACCCUGGCCCACUACAGUAAGAUGGAGGUGUCCCUCACCCUCACCAGCAAGUUUGAUGUGUUCAGGGGCUCAGACGACCACCCUGACACCAGGGGGAUUCUCCUCAGUACCAAACAAUUGAUCAUCGACGUGAUCCGAGCCCAGCCUGGAGACACACUGAGUGAGGUCCUCAGGGCCUCCUCCUCUCAGGAUCAGGAGGUGCAGCAUGGGUGGAUGAUGCAUCGCCGCGCCCAGAGGGACGCCCGCACCCCCGAGAAGAUGAAGAGGAACCAGUCAAUCGUUGCCGACGGCAACAUGUCUCUGGAGGAGAAGAAGCGGAAGAUCCAGCGUAGCCUGAGGAGGCUGGAGAGCCUGGGGGUCCUGACUCCACCUGACUCUGAGACACAGAUACUACAGCUCAUAGCCAAGGACAUCCGCCACCAGCGUCUGUACCGGCAGCGUCGUCAGGCUGAGCUGGUCAAGCUGAGACAGACCAUGGGCAGCCUUCACUGCAAGAGCUCCUUCCACAGCGAACAGGUGGACUUCUACAGCCAGUACAUCACCACGUGCCUGGAUAACCUCACAGCGAAACACAGUAAGGUGAGUGGAAAGAAGUCAGCGGAGAGCAAAGGGAAGAAGAGCAAGCAGCCCACUCUGACCUACACUGCUGCCCGUUUACAUGAGAAAGGAGUCCUGUUGGAGAUUGAGGACCUGCCAGUCACACAGUUUAAGAAUGUGAUCUUUGACAUUGUGCCCGGUGAGGAGGGCGGCACGUUCCAGGUAAAGGCUCGCUUUAUGGGGGUGGACAUGGAGAAGUUCCCCCUCAAAUACCAGGACCUGCUGCAGCUCCAGUACGAGGGAGUGGCGGUGAUGAAGAUGUUCGACAAGGCCAAAGUCAAUGUCAACCUGCUCAUCUUCCUUCUCAACAAGAAGUUCUUCAAGAAGUGAGGGGUUAGAGGAAACUGCCAGAUCUCCCACCCCAAAAGGCUAUUUUUUUGUGUGUACUUUGGCUACUUUUUGUAAAUGUACCAAUGGACAGAUUUAGUUCAUAUCUAACUACAUUAAUCAAAUCAGUUAAUUUAGUGAUAUUAUUCAAGCAGGAAAUUUAAAAAUGUGGUCACUAAGGAUGAGGUUUGCUCAUUUAAUAAUAAUGAACUUGUGUGAAUUGGAAAUGUGUUUUUACAUAUCCCAACUCCUGAGACACCCUCAGAGUUUGGGUCAGAGCCAGCUAGGGGCAGACAUAACGGCCUACCUGGAGCAAUUGGGUUUAAGGUUCUUGCCCGAGGGCAUUAUACAGAUUUUUCACCUUGUCGGCUUCGGGAUUUGAUCCGGCAAACUUUCGGUUAUACUGGCCCAACGCCAUUGUCUUACGUCAGAUCGUGUCACUCUUACGUGAUGCUUGUCCCUUAACCUCAAUUCAGUGCAGACUGCCGUCGUGCUAUCUGACGUGAGACAAUGGGGCCAAACACUAACCUUGAGGUUACCUGCUGCCCAACUAUUUGCCUUGAGUGAUGUUCCUCAUUUUGCUUGUUGGGAUGACAGGGCUAUAGUAUGCCUCAAUUUGUAUUAAUCUCACCCUCCCAGAUUUACAUUGUUUUCUUUUAUAUCUUGAAAAUAUUCGAGCAGCUUUACUUUAAGGGAUUUUAAUCAAAAAGACUGCAACUUUAUUUACAUUUAUUUUAUCUCUAGUGGCUCUAUCUGUGUACAAACGGCUUAAUCUAUUAUCAUUUAUUUAAUCCUCUGAUGUUCUACGACUGUAUCCUAUCAUCCGGCUGAUUUCGCCACCUAUCUCCCUUUCAGAAACUCACCGAGCAACUUCUCAUACAGUAUGGAUGGAUUUGUUUAAAUAGAAACACUACAGUUUGCCACAUAGCAGCCGACACAAUCCUCUGGUAUUUUGUGCACUACUUAAAAUGGGCACAGGACCACCGCUAAGCUGCAUUUGCCUCCCACUCCACAUACAUCUGCUCUCAGGGGAUUUUUAUGUUGUGCAGCUUAAUGUUUCAAAUGCCACGUUCAUUAGCCUAGCAACACGAAAUGGUACUGUAAUAUGUGCCUUGGGACUUCCUGUGAUUUAUGGUUUGUCUCCCUGAUGUGUAGGUUACUGACAGGUCUGGCCACAUUGUAUGGUAUUUGACCCUAAAGACAGAUGACAUUGCAAUGAGGGUGACUCCAUUUAGCUAGGCUUCUGUCAGCUGGAGAUGUGGUUGAGCCUUGUUGUCCAACCUUUGACCUCUAACCUAAGCGGCUUGACCUUUUGUUAGUCUGUGCUUGAAACUUUGUUCAAACUUAUGUACAUAUUUUCUGUCAUUUGUUUCUCUUCUCUUUGUAUUUUCAUCUGUCAUUCCGCUACCCUAAUGUCAGUCUUUCGCUUUUUCUUUUCAACACUAAUGUUCAGGCCAGUCACAAUUAGUUGGUAAAUAUGAAUAUGGACCAACAUGACAAUAAAACUAAUUUCUUUACAUGUCAGUGCUGUAGCUGUAAGGGAAAUGUUGUCUUUUGUCUUGUUAGAUUAAUUAACCAACUGCCUGAUUUUAAAUUGUUCUAAUGAAUCUUACUAUGCAAUGGAAACUUAACACUCCUGUUUUUUACUUUUAUAUUCUAAUAAAAAUGUAAUUUUUC
Oncorhynchus tshawytscha (Chinook salmon) is the source of this 6821-nucleotide messenger RNA. It is a transcript of the gene iqgap3, whose product is annotated as IQ motif containing GTPase activating protein 3. The coding region runs from base 201 to 5147 and encodes 1648 amino acids. Lineage: Eukaryota; Metazoa; Chordata; Actinopteri; Salmoniformes; Salmonidae. Gene Ontology annotation, cellular component: cytoplasm. Gene Ontology annotation, biological process: regulation of actin cytoskeleton organization; regulation of GTPase activity. The record is from RefSeq and is a predicted model, not a curated record. The transcript is spliced from 36 exons. Gene Ontology annotation, molecular function: GTPase activator activity; calmodulin binding; actin filament binding.